UAGUCAGCUGCUACCUACCCACCGAAGUUUUGCUAUAAACCCAAUCAUAUCAUCUUCAGAGCAGAAGUAAAUGGAAUAUAAACCCUUACUAAAACAUAGUUUAUAGGUAAAGUUUAGCUGUUUACUGGUCGCUAGCUGCUCUUCACAGCUGUGAAUGAGAUCAGACUUGGGCCCGCCUCCAGCUCCUACGUGUUCCUCUCACCUGCGCAUAGACUUCUGGGAAAUCGAGUCCAUGCUCUAAAUAAUUCAAGCUUCCAUUCUUUCUCUUCCACCGCUAACAAGAUGCCGGCCGUACAUCACAAACUGCUCCUUGAGGACGCUUUACAGGACAGUCCUCAGACACGCUCCUUGCUCAGUGUGUUUGAGGAAGAUGCUGGCAUGCUUACAGACUAUACCAACCAGCUGCUACAAUCGUUGCAGCGUGUGUUUGGAGCCCAGAGUGAGAUGGGGUUGGCCACAGAACAGCUCUCACAGCAGCUUCUGCAAUAUGAGAAGAAAAAUUUUGCCCUUGGAAAAGGUGAUGAAGAGGUAAUCGCCACACUGCAGAACUUUGCCAAAACUGUAGGGGAGCUGAACUCGCUCCACUCUGAGCUAGCCAACCAGAUGGCCGACAGCAUGGUCUUCCCCUUGAUCCAGUUUCGAGAGAAAGAUCUCACAGAGAUAAGCACACUGAAGGAAAUAUUUGGGAUCGCCACUGAUGAGCACGAGGCAGCUAUGGUCAAAUACAGCCGAUUGCCCAAGAAGAAGGAGAAUGAAAAGCUAAAGUCAGACUUGGUGAAAGAGGUGGCCUACACUAGAAGGAAGCAGCACCAGGCCUCCCUGCAGUAUUACUGCGCCCUCAAUGCCCUGCAGUAUCGCAAGAGAAUAGCAAUGCUCGAACCUAUGCUAGGCUACACACAGGCACAGAUCAGCUUCUUCAAGAAAGGUGUUGAGCUGGUGUCAAAGAAGAUGGACAACUUUCUCUCCUCUGUGUCCAGCAUGACGCAAAAUAUCCAGGCCCAGCUGGAUGUGGAGGCAGAGGCCAUGCGUGGGUCCCAGAGGGAGCUUCUGUCUGUGGAGGACACUGUCUAUAUGCCAGAUAAGGACACUGAGCCUGUCAAUCGCACGCUUAUCCAGAAGGCUGGCUACCUCAACAUUAGGAAUAAAACAGGCCUAGUGACCACAGCUUGGGACCGACUCUACUUCUUCACCCAGGGAGGGAACCUCAUGUGUCAGCCGCGGGGGGCGGUGGCGGGGGGCAUGGUGCUGGACCUGGAUAACAGCUCGGUUAUGGCUGUGGAGUGUGAGGACAGACGCUACUGUUUUCAGAUAACCUCCCCCUCAGGCAAAACGUCAAUGAUCCUACAAGCUGAGAGCAAAAGGGAAUAUGAAGAAUGGAUUUGCACUGUGAACAACAUCUCCAGACAGAUCUACCUGACUGACAACCCAGAGGCUGUUGCCAUCCGUCUGAACCAAACUGCCAUCCAGGCAGUCACACCCAUCACCAGUUUUGAGAAGAGACCUGAAGGCUCGCCCAACCCUGACAGAGCUAAGCCAGGAGGUAUACACGCCACCAGCAGCGGUUCCCAGAAGACAGGGGCUGCCCCAGAGCCAGAGGACCUGAUAGCCCCUGGGACACCCAUUCAGUUUGACAUCAUGCUGCCAGCCUCCGAGUUUCAGGACCAGAACAGGGCCGGGGGAAGACGCACAAAUCCAUUUGGAGAAACGGACGAUGUAUGUUCAACAGAAAGUGACGACUCCCUUCUGCAGCAGGUAUUCGCCGUGCGCUUCCUGGGGUCAAUGGCAGUGCGCUGUGGCAACAAUCAGGAGGUGAUCUAUGAGGCCAUGAGGCAGGUGCUUGCUGCCCGAGCCAUCCACAACAUAUUCAGGACUACAGAGUCUCACCUCAUGGUCACCAGCAGUAGCCUCAGGUUGAUUGACCCACAGACUCAAGUUACAAGAAUAAGCUUCCAGCUUGAAGAGGUAUGUCAGUUUGCAGCCCACCAGGAGAACGGGCGGCUCAUGGGAUUCGUGGUUGAGGGCAGAGACUGGAGUGACGGAAAUGAGGAAGGAGAGCCCUCAUUUUGCGCCUUUGUCUUUGAGAGCAACACGGAGGGCGAAAAGAUAUGUUACACCAUUAGCUUGGCGAAGGACAUUACAGAAGCCAAGAAGGACCCAGAGGCACUGGCCCAGCUGAUGAAAAACAUGCCUCUAACCAACGACGGCAAAUUCCUGCUGCUGGAGCCUGAGACGGGAGACACAACCAACGGAGCAGGACAAGAAGACCUGGAGUCUGAGGCCUAGUCCGAGUUAGGACCACCCCCCCAACACACACACGAAAAAAAACAAAACAACAACAACCAGGGCUAAAGUCAGAUUUUUUUUUUUCCCUGGACGAAGGUGUUCUCGUGACCCCCUAGCCCCAACUAUGGUACUGUAACACCCAUAUUAGUCCAUUUACCCUGUGUUACUACAUCUAUUUUUUUUUUUGCUGUAAUGAAAAACGUUAGCAGGCGGUUGCCUGCACCAAAAAGCACAUGUCAUGGGCGUUCUAUUUGAUCUGUUUUUCUACAGUCAGAUAAUUGCAUGGGUCUUUGGAUUUUAUUUUUUUUUUUUUUACACCACUGUGGGUGGUACUUAUGACAAAAGGGACAGCACAUAGGUAUUGGCUGUGUUUUAUUGUCUUCUAAUAUCCCCAGCUAUCUACCAGAAAGUGGUGAAUAAUUUGCUUCAGUUUAGGUUUACAUUCAUUUCUAGGUUUACAAAGUUUGAAGUGUUUGGAGAAAACAUUGUUUUACACUAACUUGUAUGUAAGGCUCCUAUGCAACUACUUUGACAUUUAUUUCUUGUUUAUUCGUGUACAAAAAAGUAAUUGCACUUCCAAGGUUGAUCAUUUUUAAUAACGCUUGAUGGCUACAGAAGGCACUAAUUGAGGAAUUUGAAGGAUCUUAGACUGUUAGGACAGUGAUUUAAAAUAGUUUAAAAUAAUGUCCGUUCCUGCUGCAUUGCUCGUUAUGUGUGAGCAUGUGUCUUGAAGCAGUGGACACAGUUGGCGCAAGUGAUUAAAUGUUUGUUCUUUCUGCACUCUUGCCACUACAAGGUUACACAGACAUGGCAUCCCGACUAUCUUAAGCAUUCCCACUAAACCGAAUUAAUGUAAUUUUACAUUAUUUUUACUACCUGUAAGAAAACAUGUCUUAAGAUGAUCAGUAUGGGAGGUCCUCCUUGAGCAGGUUGAAUAUUGUUUUGCGCUCAGUUUCUUGAAAGCCUAUAUGUCCUGUCUGAGUGUCUAUAUGAUGUUUAAUCAGAGUUGGCCGUAUUAAAAGCUUUCAGAGCCAAUAUGCUAGGACUGAUGCUGUGCAUGAUUAAAUAUUGGCAUUCUCUCUGUCCCUUUGCAAAAGAUUAAUACCUCCACACUGAGCAGUAGUACUAAAGAAAUAAAGUGAAAUGUUACAGUAGUGCAUCGGCAGACCACAGUGGGGUACUCAUUGAAAAGCCAUUUGUUCUUUGCUUUUACAUACGAAUAAUAAUCAGAACAGAAAAACUUAAGGGAAGGCGACUGAUCUGUGAAAUUCUGCCUUCCCUCUGGAUUCCAGUGCAGUUUAAUACCAUUCCAGCCCAUUCCAGCUUUAACACUGAUCUAAAUGGACAGUGGAAGCCCAUGGUGCACUGUGUGAAUGUAAUAUGUUUUUUACGGUGUAAUACAGACGGGGUCAAAACCACUGACUUGACGUUGAUCGUGAAAGUUACAUUGUGUUGACCAGUGCGCUUGCUUGCUUUUUCUACUCUACAUCAGAGCUCUUGGCAGAAACAUAGCCUAUGUUAAACAAGAAUAAAGAAUAAUGUGGAUAUUUUAGAACUGCCUCCUGUACUGGUGAAAUAAUUAGUUACAGUUAUGUGUGAUUGCUUGUGACACUAAUCAUUGUAAUUAAAGUAAAAAGUUUUGACAAAUCUGGGGAAAUGCGCUUAUUCACUAUUUUGGAGAAUUCUAUAAAAAGUGUGAUACCAAUAUGAAGCUACAGCCAGUUAGCUCAGCACAAAAAGUGGAAACAACUGUCAAGUGGUACCAAAAUCCAUUUAACCACACAUCUAAAUAUCACUAAUUAACACUUCUUCAUUUGUUUAAUCUGUACAAAAAAGUGUAAACUUUUUCUUGGCUGGUUGCCUGGCAACUGGCAACCAAGAAAUAGUCUGGCACAAAAGAGAAACAUUAAUUGGUGCACAUUAGAGGUGCUAGUACGUGGAUUUUGUUACCACUUUACAGAAGCAGGCUAGCUGUUAAACCCCCUUUCCAGUCUUUUUGCUAAGCUAACAGACUGCUGGCUGUAGCCUUACAUUUAAGGAACAAAUAUUAAGGUGGUAUCAGUCUUUAACUAUCAGAAAGCGACUAAGUAUUUCUUUAAAGUCUGUCUUUAGCUUUAAAUCAUAAAGGUUAACCAUUUUUCUUUCUGUUGCCUGAUGUACAUGUGUAUCGGCUGGUCUUCUGACGCUAGAAAGAAAAUUCUGUCCAUCCAAUAGACUUGUACCCUCCUUCCUCUGGUGCUGGUUGAAUUGCUUCAAUCAUACCCAUACCAUCAAUAAAACUACAGCAAUGCAUCCAAACAAA
Messenger RNA from Micropterus salmoides (largemouth bass), 4585 nucleotides. RefSeq names its product adaptor protein, phosphotyrosine interaction, PH domain and leucine zipper containing 2 (gene appl2). The transcript is spliced from 21 exons. The coding region runs from base 283 to 2283 and encodes 666 amino acids. NCBI's taxonomy places the organism in Eukaryota, Metazoa, Chordata, Actinopteri, Centrarchiformes, Centrarchidae. Gene Ontology annotation, biological process: signaling. Gene Ontology annotation, molecular function: protein binding. The record is from RefSeq and is a predicted model, not a curated record. Gene Ontology annotation, cellular component: cytoplasm; endosome membrane.